Molecule: messenger RNA, 1306 nt
Organism: Jatropha curcas
Lineage: Eukaryota; Viridiplantae; Streptophyta; Magnoliopsida; Malpighiales; Euphorbiaceae
Source: RefSeq, a predicted model, not a curated record
CCUCAACAAUUUAUCCAAUCACAUCCUCCGUUUCCUUCCGCGCAACUCGCGUGUUGCUGUUCGAGCCAAACAAAACCCUAACCCAAAUCAACCAAAAUUCAGAAACUGAUAACGGAGGUCAUUAACUGGAAAGAUGGAAAGUGAUGGUCCCCCACAUCGAAAUUCGGUUCACAUCAAACACCUAGUUGCCAUGUUUUAUCAGUUUCUGAUAAACCUUUCACGAAUUUGGCUAUGCCUUUCCAUUUUAGGUAAAUUGAACUUUUUAAUCUUCUCCUUUCCUUGUUUUGUUCUUUAUAGAGAGAGGAAAGAUCUAGAAUUCAUCUGAAGAGAGAAACGGAGAGAUUAUGGCGAGAGGGAAGAUCCAGAUCAAGAGAAUCGAGAACUCUACCAACCGGCAAGUCACCUACUCUAAGAGAAGAAAUGGUCUCUUCAAGAAGGCUAAUGAGCUCACUGUUCUCUGCGAUGCAAAGGUUUCCAUUAUCAUGUUUUCUAGCACCGGCAAGCUCCAUGAAUACAUUAGCCCAUCAACCACAACGAAGCAGUUGUUCGAUGAGUACCAGAAGACGCUUGGGAUCGACCUAUGGAGUACACAAUAUGCUGUCUGUAUCGUCCCUAUGUUUCUGAUAUGCUUAUAUAUGUGUAAAAGAAACUAUCUUUCUACGUUUGAUCAUAUGCUCUUCUUUAUGUGGAUGCAGAGCAUGCAAGAGAACUUGAAGAAAUUGAAGGAUGUGAACAGAAAUCUGAUAACGGAGAUAAGGCAAAGGAUGGGCGAAUGCUUGAACGAUGCAAGCUUUGAGCACUUGCGUAGUCUAGAGCAAGAUGUGGACACUGCCUUGCUGCUUGUUCGUCAGCGCAAGAAUAAGAUGAUCAAUAAUCAAAUACAAACCUGCAGGAAGAAGGUAAGGAAUGUGGAAGAAAUACAUCAAAAUCUUCUGCGUGAAUUUGAGGCAAGAGAUGAAGAUCCACAUUACGGGUUAGUUGAUAACGGAGCCGGAGACUAUGAUUCUAUGCUUCGCAAUAUAUUUGCUUUAAGACUUCAACCUAAUCACCCUAAUCUUCAGAGCGGAGCAGGAUCUGAUCUCACAACCUACACUUUGCUUGAUUAGCAUUAAUUAAUUUGAGGUCACAGUUAAUUAAUGAUCUUUUCUAGAGAUGACAAGUGCUUGAACUCGUAAUGUGUUAAGAAUGUCUUCACCUUUAAAUAUUUUGUAUUAUCAACUAAUAGUGAUUACUCACCAUUUUCCUUCUAAUUAAUGAUGUAAAAUUUGCCUUGUGUUUUCUUAUCAAUUAAUAUUUUAUUUGAGCA